Phycomyces blakesleeanus NRRL 1555(-) is the source of this 423-nucleotide messenger RNA. RefSeq lists its product as hypothetical. The transcript has 3 exons. The record is from RefSeq and is a predicted model, not a curated record. Bases 1 to 423 code for a protein of 140 amino acids. NCBI's taxonomy places the organism in Eukaryota, Fungi, Mucoromycota, Mucoromycetes, Mucorales, Phycomycetaceae.
AUGAACUACACAGAAGCCAGCUCCUCUACCCAAACCAAUGUACUCAACAAUGACUACUAUCAGUGCAACAUGGAAAACUGGCUGACUACGCAGCAAAACAGUGAGAUGAUUGUUGCUGAAAACCAGCUGUUUCACCCCAAGAACACAACUCAUACAUAUCUAGCAAAGCAGAAAGAGUGGAUGUUCAACCUAUACCAAGAGUUUGAAGCACAACUUUCUGGUGCCAUUGGUGAAUCAACCAAGAAGUUUCAAGUGAGUGAUCAUAUUCAAGUUGUUGCACCAGAGAUAGCUGCUGCUAUGCAAGCCCAAAACCAAUUUGAAUUUGCAAAUGCCAGAAGUGUAGGCCUAGAGACUAGAAAUGUACUAGUUGAAACCUUUUUACAAGCCUCGUUUUAUCUUUGCAAUGAUCCUUCUCAAAUCUGA